AUGUUAUCCUCAUCGCUAAAGUUUGACAUUACUACUUUGCAAUCACUAUCAGCACUUGCUUCCUCCUCCGAUAAUCCUGCUCAUCAUUCUUACACUAAGCGUGACAAUGAUUCUAAUGUGGAAAUACCUGCCAGUGGUGGUAUGUGCGACUUAUAUGGAGUCCUUGAAGCUGUCAAUUCACUGUCCAGUGCCCAUGAACCAACUGACUCUGAAGCCAGCCUUGUACUUGAUCUCGUAAGAGCAAAGCAAGAUGUUUUCCGAGCACAGAAGACACUCGCAGACUGUGUGCUAUGGAAGAACAAGGUUUCCGCGCGUCUGCUCAAGUUUCAAGCAGCAGCUGUCGAGAAGAAAAUCGAUGAGACGGACAUAGGGCUGGGAUGCAUGAGGAUUAUCUUUAAAGAUUGCGGUUGGUCUCACGUCACAUCCAGCCAUCCACCACAAGGACAAAGUCAGUCAAGUGCACAAGGCUCCUUCCCAGCCACUGCUUCGAGUGUGGAGGGCGGCAUACUAGGCAUGCGGUACUAUCCGAAAUCACAUGAACAAUUUAAACCCAGCACAACCUUAUUCCCCUCACACUCUCAGCAGCGGCUGGAAGAUAACACAUGUAAACAUGGUCAGCCACAUACUUGCCUUGGCUUGUCAUUAUUGUUGUGUGCUGCAUUGCAAGAUAUAAAUGAUGGCUUCUUGACAACGAUCCUUUUUGUGGGGACCAUAUUCGGCAUCGUCCUCAUUGUGAAACACCUCUCAGCGGCUGUUCAGAAUACGAGGCAAUUCGGUAUAAUCAAAGUCUUAGAUGCGACCAACUUCCCCCCCAGCGGCAGGGAUGACUCUCAGCACCACUUCAAAUCUAAGUCGAGCAGCAACCUGUUAUCGGCAGAUAAUGGCUCUCACAGCGCAAAGAUAUUUGGAAUACAGCAAACACACAGUGGGAUUCAAAUGAAUGUUCCAUUGUAUGACCCGCUGACCGCAAUGUGCUACUAUCCCAAACUCGUUCAAUUGUCUAAUACAAAAAAUACCUAG
Molecule: messenger RNA, 1020 nt
Organism: Suillus discolor
Lineage: Eukaryota; Fungi; Basidiomycota; Agaricomycetes; Boletales; Suillaceae
Exons: 7
Coding region: 1-1020 (339 amino acids)
Source: RefSeq, a predicted model, not a curated record